Molecule: messenger RNA, 2406 nt
Organism: Cyprinus carpio (common carp)
Lineage: Eukaryota; Metazoa; Chordata; Actinopteri; Cypriniformes; Cyprinidae
Product: potassium channel subfamily K member 18-like
Biological process (GO): potassium ion transmembrane transport; stabilization of membrane potential
Cellular component (GO): membrane
Molecular function (GO): potassium ion leak channel activity
Source: RefSeq, a predicted model, not a curated record
AACAUUAAGUUGAACAGGCAGUUUAGGUCUGUGGUUUGUUUCUGCAGUAGGGUGGUGUUCUUCCGGCUCCUGUCUACACUGUCAUGAGAAGACAGUCUCAUCUUCUCAGACAUUACUGCUUCUCUGAAUGACUGAAAGAUGUAUGUGGAGGUUGAAGAAGGAAGAAAGUCAGACUCAAAAAGAAGAUGCAAGAGACUGGUUUGGCGUUUGUUUCCUCAUGUUUUCCUCAUUUUAUCACUCAUUUUAUAUGCAGUUUUAGGUGCAAAGAUCUUUCAACACAUUGAAAACAAACCAUUCAAUGAGCCGGAGAACAUCAGUGUGGUGGUGCAAAAAGUGGUGGAGACAGUGCAGAAUCACACAGAUGCCUCAACACAGGAUGCAUUAUUCAGUAAAAUAGAAAAUAUUUUGUCCAAAUUCCGUAAUGAAGGGGAGUAUCAGAACUGGAGCUUCUACAGUUCACUUUUCUUCUGCUGUACACUGUUCACUACUGUAGGUUAUGGACAAAUGUAUCCAGUGACGUUUGAAGGCAAGGUGGCUUGUAUCCUGUAUGCAAUGGUGGGCAUUCCUCUCAUGCUGCUAGUCAUCUCAGAUGUGGGAGAUAUCUUAGCUGUUCUUCUUUCUAAAGCGUACACUCGCCUCAGGCUGUUGUUCAGAGAAUGGAAGUUACAUCGCUCAUGCAUUUACAGGCAUGAUAAGGCAUCAUCUCCAAAACAAGUUCAAGGUGGUGAUUCGUCCCAUUCGUCCUGCAGAUGCACUUCCUUGCAGAUACGUCACAACAAAGAUAUCUUUGACCAAAUGAUUAAGGAGAACUUCAAGCUCAAAACCGCUCUAACAAAAUCUUCCUCGUGCCCAGACCUCAACCGUAUGCCACCCACAAAAGCCAGCUCCAAGUUAUUUAUUGGCAUCGGACAGGAGAUGAACCACUUUAAAGUCCCUCUGCUGGUCAUCUUGCUGGUAGUAUUUGCAUAUAUGGUGGUCUGCAGUCAAAUUCUGAGAUGCUGGGAGAAGCAGAUGGACUAUUUUGAUGCCUUUUAUUUUACCUUCAUCACCUUGACAACCAUUGGCUUUGGGGACAUUGUGCCUGAACACCCAAAAUACUUCAUGGUUACCUUUUUGUUUAUUAUCACAGGCAUGGCCAUUAUGAGUAUGGCCUUCAAACUCGGCCAAUCACAAAUUUUUAGCUUUUACAGGCGGAGCAUGAAGUGUAUUAGCAUGGGCAAGGUAGGAAUACACAAAGACCUAGACAAUAACUGAAGGCAGAAAGAAGCAGUUGGUUUUUGUGGCUUUGCUAAUGGCAUAUAAAAUUACUACAGGAAAGCAUGAGCAUUCUCAGUGCAAGAUGAUAGUGUGUUUUAAUAUCUAUAGGGUAUCACUGCCAGUUUGAUAUACAAUGGGUUGAAGGGAAAUUAACCAUAGUCAUGCUGCAGUGAACAAGUAUAAGAGAAAGAGGCUCAAAAUAAAGCUUACACACCUGUUAACUAUUUUAGCCAAAAGCAAGGAAAUGCAUGAGGCAUUGUUUAUUUUUGUUUAGAUAUGUAGCUUGUCAGAAAUGCACUAGCAAUGCAAGUCACUUAUUAAAUCCAUUUAUUCUUAAUUGGCAUUUAUUCAUGUUAAUGCAAUAAUUUUGUACUAUAACUGUAUUCAUAAUAUAUCUGAUAAUGUAACCAGUAUUGUUUUUAUUUUUUUAAUUCAAUGCUAAGAGCAUAGUAUGAUUUUACUUUCUGAUCAAUGCAUUACUUUUUUCUUAGUGACAUUAAGGUUAUGAAAGUGUACAUGUAAAAUUAAAGUGCCCCAUUAUGGAUUUUUGAAAAUUACCUUUCAUGCAGUGUGUAACACAGCUCUAAGUGAAUGAAAACACCCUGCAAAGUUUUAAAUCUGAAAGUGCAGCGUGUAUACAGUUAUUGUUUCUCAAAAGAAAGAGUCGACUCUGAAUCAUUGAAUAGAGUCGUUUUUAAAAUGAAUCCCAAGCCGUUUUAUGUUGACGUCAGCAUGAAACAUCAGCAUAUUGCCCGCCCACUUGUUGGUCUUUUCGCGUUGGUCUGAAUGAAAAUGAAAAUUCAUUCUUUGCCACUAGGUGCCGCUUGAAUGAAAUGAAAAUGAGACCAAUCAUCGCAGAUUAGCGUCACGCAAAGGAGGGGUUUAGAAAAAUGAAUCGUUGAGCAAGUAAGGUAAAAAUAAAUGUAUAUUAUAAGGCAAUGAAUGUGUUUUUUCACCUUACAUGAAUGUCAACCCGUUGUCGGUGACUCCCAAAACCAAAAUAUGAACCUUUCAUUACCCAUAAUAGGGGCACUUUAAUUUAUUCAGUUAUACAAAAGCUAUGUAAAUAUAUGAUUGACCACCUGUAAUAUCUUUGCUGUGAAACGUAAUAUUAUUCACUUUGAAACCAAGUUAAUAAAUGAAUCAUUU